UUCAUUUAGUAGAGCAGAAGUGAAAAAAAAAACACUGUUUCAACUUGAAAUGCUAGAAGAUUGUUGUUCUUGUGUUACUCAUUCAUGCAAAUUGGAGAAGGUAUAAUUGAAACAAGGUUGGCAGUGUUUGAGGCAGUGUGCUGCAGCUGAGCUCAGCUGAAAGGUCGCUGGAAAUCAAGUGCUUUGUAAGUGAAGGCAUUUUGACUACAAGCGAUUCAAAAUAUGUGGAAACGUCAGUCUCAGGAAUGGGUCGUCUUUUUCUUUCUAUGAUAUCUGGUAUCUAAGGUUUUACUUAGGAGAAAGACUACUACUUCAGAGCUCUUUCAGGCACCACAAAUGAUUUUUUCCUCUGAUGCAGCCCAGCUGCCGCUAGCCUGUCUACCAACAGAGAUCUUUGUUAAGACUUUCAGCCCUUAACAUGUUUGGAAAUGAGAACAAAUGGCACAAAGCUUACGAUUGCACUUUGCAGCCCGAAGAAGCAAUACUUACCCUUUGUCAGAAAGCUCCGGAGAUGAUUUGGAGAGCAGUGUUCUCAUGUGCUUCAAGAGACCAAGCCGGAUUUCAACGUCUAACGUUGUGCAAAUGAAGCUGACUCCUAGACAGACCGCGCGAGCUCCGUUGAUGCAGGGAAACGUUAAGACUCAGGAAAGACCAUCUGUGCCUUCACCUGAAAAUGUUAAUAAAAAGAGCAGCUGUCUGCAGAUUUCACUACAGCCAACAAGGUACAGUGGAUGUCUCCAGCCUUGCAGUGUCUUAGCUGAUGGGGAGGAUGCUUCGUGGACGUGUGUCUUGAGGGACGGCAUGGAGCACAGUGCUGUGGCUGAGAACGAACUGAACGCUGUGAGUGAUGGUGACCUUGUGAGCAGUCCUGCCCUUCGCAGCCGUAGCCUUAGCAACUUUUCCACCAGUGAGAAUGGGUCUUCCAGCAGCAACGGUAGUGAUUACGGGUCGUGCACCAGUAUCACGAGCAGUGGUUCCUACACAAACAGUACCAUCAGCGACAGCAGUGGUUCUCCUUUUCCACCAACGGAUGAUCCUUUUUUGGGUGGAAAUGUCCCUUCCGACAGCACCUCCAAUAGAAGUGUGCCAAACAGGAACACUACUCCAUGUGAAAUUUUCUCAAGAAGCCCAAGUACUGUUCCUUUUGUCCAGGAUGACUCGGAGCGUGGACUAGAAAUUAUGAAAUUGCCAGUGAGCAGGAACUCGAAAAUUCCACUAAAACGUUGUUCAUCUUUAGUCAUUUUCCCUCGGAGUCCCUCAAAUACCCCACCAACCUCUCCGACAAGUACGGAGAUUCUUCCAAGCAAAGGAUCCUAUCAAACCUCACACCAGUUUAUUAUUUCUCCCAGUGAAAUUGCCCACAGCGAGGAUGGGACUGGUGCUAAGGGAUUUCUUUCCACAGCUGUCAAUGGGCUCCGGUUAUCGAAAACAAUGUGUACUCCCGGGGAAGGAAGAGACAUACGAGCACUUCACAGGAAGGGCUCAUUACAAAAGAGAAUUGCUGUUGCACGUAAUAGUACGAAUCAGCCUGCCUGUGAAAAGUCACCUGAAGGAUAUUCCUGUGUCUCAGUGCACUUCACCCAACAAAAAGCAACUACAUUAGAUUGUAAAACAGCAAAUGGUGAUUGUAAACCAGAGAUGUCAGAAAUGAAGCUUCAUUCUGAUUCAGAGUGCAUUAAGCCUAUGCACAGGACAUCUGCACGUUUACCAUCCUCUCAAAACAUAGAUUACCAAAUAAAUAUCAAUAGACAGUUGGAAAGACCAAAUUUACAGAUAAACAAAAACCAUGCUGUUUUACAAAGAAGUAUUUCAUUGGGAGGAACUUACCCAAAUGUUUCCUGUUUAUCCAGCCUUAAACACAAUUGUUCCAAGGGGGGACCAUCACAAUUACUCAUAAAGUUUGCAUCUGGAAAUGAAGAUAAAGUUGAUAACUUAUCAAGAGACAGUAACAGAGAUUUCACAAAUGAACUAUCUAAUUCUUUAAAACAUUCUUAUGAGACAAGAGAUGAUUUCCUAGGUCAAGUCGAUGUUCCUCUUUAUCCAUUACCGACAGAAAAUCCAAGAAUGGAGAGACCGUAUACAUUUAAGGAUUUUGUUCUUCACCCGAGAAGUCACAAAUCAAGAGUUAAAGGUUAUCUGAGAUUAAAAAUGACUUAUUUACCUAAAACCAGUGGCUCAGAAGAAGAUAACACAGAACAGGCUGAGGAAUUAGAGCCUGGCUGGGUUGUUUUGGACCAACCAGAUGCUGCUUGCCAUUUGCAGCAGCAACAAGAACCUUCUCCUCUACCCCCAGGAUGGGAAGAGAGGCAGGAUAUUCUUGGAAGGACCUACUAUGUAAACCAUGAAUCUAGAAGAACACAGUGGAAAAGACCAACCCCUCAGGAUAACCUAACGGAUGCUGAGAAUGGGAACAUGCAACUGCAAGCCCAGCGUGCGUUUACCACCAGGCGGCAGAUAUCUGAGGAGACGGAGAGUGUGGAUAAUCGAGAGUCUUCCGAGAACUGGGAAAUUAUAAGAGAAGAUGAAGCCACCAUGUAUAGCAAUCAGGCCUUCCCAUCACCUCCAGCAUCAAAUAACUUGGAUGUUCAGACUCCUCUUGCAGAAGAAUUGAAUGCCAGACUCACAAUUUGUAGAAAUUCAGCCACCAGCCAGCCAGUAUCCAGCUCAAAUCAUUCCAGCAGAAGAGGCAGCUUACAAGCCUAUACUUUUGAGGAACAGCCUACACUUCCUGUGCUUUUGCCUACUUCAUCUGGAUUACCACCAGGUUGGGAAGAAAAACAAGAUGAAAGAGGAAGAUCAUAUUAUGUGGAUCACAAUUCCAGAACUACAACCUGGACGAAGCCCGUGUUACAGGCCACAGCGGAGAGCAGUCAGCUGCCAUCAGGCCAGAGUUCAGUGUGCCCUCGACCCCAGGUCCCCACCGGCGACUCAGCGCAGCAGGUGACCCAGCCGUCUGAAAUGGAGCAAGGAUUCCUUCCUAAAGGCUGGGAAGUCCGGCAUGCACCCAAUGGGAGGCCUUUCUUUAUUGACCACAACACCAAAACCACUACCUGGGAAGAUCCAAGACUGAAAAUUCCACCUCAUCUGAGAGGAAAGACAUCACUUGAUUCUUCCAAUGAUCUGGGGCCUUUACCUCCAGGAUGGGAAGAAAGAACUCAUACAGAUGGAAGAAUCUUCUACAUAAAUCACAAUAUAAAAAGAACACAAUGGGAAGAUCCUCGGUUGCAAAAUGUAGCAAUAACUGGACCAGCAGUGCCCUACUCCAGGGAUUACAAAAGAAAGUAUGAGUUCUUCCGACGAAAGUUGAAGAAGCAGAAUGACAUUCCAAACAAAUUUGAGAUGAAACUUCGCCGUGCAACUGUCCUUGAGGACUCUUACAGGAGAAUUAUGGGUGUCAAGAGAGCAGAUUUUCUCAAGGCUCGACUGUGGAUUGAGUUCGAUGGUGAAAAGGGAUUGGAUUAUGGAGGAGUCGCCAGAGAAUGGUUCUUCCUGAUCUCAAAGGAAAUGUUUAAUCCUUAUUAUGGGUUGUUUGAAUAUUCUGCUACGGAUAAUUAUACCCUACAGAUAAAUCCAAACUCCGGAUUGUGUAAUGAGGAUCACCUCUCCUACUUCAAGUUUAUUGGCCGGGUAGCUGGGAUGGCAGUUUAUCACGGCAAACUGUUGGAUGGUUUUUUCAUCCGCCCAUUUUACAAGAUGAUGCUACACAAACCAAUAACACUUCAUGAUAUGGAAUCAGUGGAUAGUGAGUAUUACAAUUCGCUGAGAUGGAUUCUUGAAAAUGAUCCAACAGAAUUGGACCUCAGGUUUGUCAUAGAUGAAGAGCUUUUUGGACAGACACAUCAACAUGAGUUGAAAAUUGGUGGAUCAGAAAUAGUUGUCACCAAUAAGAACAAAAAGGAAUAUAUUUAUCUUGUAAUUCAGUGGCGAUUUGUAAACCGAAUCCAGAAGCAAAUGGCCGCCUUUAAAGAGGGAUUUUUUGAACUAAUACCACAGGAUCUCAUCAAAAUUUUCGAUGAAAACGAACUAGAGCUUCUUAUGUGUGGAUUGGGAGAUGUCGAUGUGAAUGACUGGAGAGAACACACGAAGUAUAAGAACGGCUACAGCGUGAAUCACCAAGUCAUACAGUGGUUUUGGAAGGCUGUACUAAUGAUGGAUUCAGAAAAAAGAAUAAGAUUACUUCAGUUUGUCACUGGCACCUCUCGAGUGCCCAUGAAUGGAUUUGCUGAACUAUAUGGCUCAAAUGGACCACAGUCAUUUACAGUUGAACAGUGGGGUACCCCGGAAAAGCUGCCCAGAGCCCACACGUGCUUUAACCGCUUGGACUUGCCACCCUAUGAAUCAUUUGAAGAAUUAUGGGAUAAACUUCAGGUGGCAAUUGAGAACACUCAGGGCUUUGAUGGCGUCGAUUAGAUUCCAAAUAACAAUCUAGAGUGCUUCACUGCCGCUUUUGGAUAAGCAAAAUCUUGACUUAAAAUUUUCCAGGGAACUACUAAAACUUGGCCUUUGUUUCUUCCCAGAUAGUGGAGAAAAAAUCACAUAAAAGCAUUAGAAGAAACAGUAUGACAACCUUCCCGUUAUUUCAUUCACUCUUAAACAAUACGUUGCAUUUACACAGCUGUUUCUUUCCAUCUUUCGAGUUCCCACUCUAGGGUUUAAGUCCCAUGUGCCUGAAAUAGUGAGUUUUGUCCUUAAUAUUUACCUCUUUUACAGUAUUUGCCAGGCAGUUCUUUCUUAAACUACUGAAAUUGUAACUGUGAAAUAUUUGUGACAAGUGUCAUGUGUGAAACGUUGGUUUUUGAGAGGGAAAACUGAAAUUUGGAGAAGAAUACUUGGACAUUGAUUAAACUACCAUGUAUUUCGUGCUGCCUGCAGCUAUUUAUUAUUUUGUAGAUCUGCCUCUUGCACCUUACUGCCAAGAUUUUGGGGAAAAAACUUGGAAAGUGUGUUACCUAUCUUUUUCGUCCACUGACUCACUUGCAAAAACAAACAAAAAAAAUUGUUUACUUCUUCAUUUUUAAAAGUAUUUGGCUUUUGUUAAUAUGUAGCUUUAGUAAACAAGGUGGUUUAUAAGACAUGUGAAGCGAAUUCAGAUUCACAAAGCGUGAAAAGUGUUAAUGUCUUCCUCUUGCCUGUAUAUCCUUUUGGUUCACUGGCAUAGUCCUCUCUCCUUCCUGUUUAAAGUAAAAGAAUUCCUUCUUCAGACAUUACGCUAAAGCUCCGGAGAGCAGUAUUUCUAUAUAUGCCUUGAGGAACUAAGUUAAAUGUGUAGUACUUGCCUUUACUAGUCAUCCUUUACACUUGCACAAUUAUGUAGUAAAUAUAUGUUUACAGGGUUUAUUAUGUUUACAGAUUAAGCUGAUUUCUGUAGUUGCGUUUUUAUAUUUUUAGUAUCUCUUUAGUAAAAAAACAAAUAAUUUGUUAAAAAUAACCAAAGAGUAGUCAUAAUGUGUAAUUUGUAUUAAAUUUAUUACCACAUUUCUUAUGCUUUUUGAAAAUACUGUUUACUAUGAACACGAUGUUUUGCUAUAAAUCCAAAACUCUUUAGAAAAAUGCUACAAGUAGAAUCCUACUUGAACCAAAUUGAAAUACAUAAAAAUCACGUGCAGGCAUUCAGCAAAUGUGUGCUGGAUGCCUGCUGGGCGCCUAGCCCUGCGCGAGGCCCUGGGGUGAGAGCUGUCAGCCUCAAAGAAAUCUAGCUCAGUUCUCACCUCAAGGAACUUACGGUCCUGUAAAUUAAUUUGUAAACAAUCAAAAGUAGGGGUAAGCAGAAAGAGGCAAAAGGAAAGGUGUCCCGUGCACAUGCACAGAUAAAGUGUGCCAAGACUUGUAUUUAUAUGUUUCAUGCAUAUAUUAGAAUGAUGACAUAGAAAAUGCUCUUGCAAAAAGUUAAAACUGUUUCUCAAUAUGGUGUCUUGGCGAUUUAGGAAUAAUUGUAAAUAUAUGUUCUCAAUCUUCUUAUAUACAUGUGUAUACUCGAAGAGUUGUAAAAAGUGCUUCUGGCUAUUGGUUUAAGUUUGUGGGUGUAACACCAUGGGUACCUAUAGACACCUGCUAAAGAUCUCAAGUGGGACAGCAGCAGAACCACUUUCCAAACACCACAUCUCCAGCACGGCCUAGGGAAAGUAAUUGACAGAUGAGUGCACCCUCCGUUUUACCUUCACCUGUGUUAACCAGCAUUCAGGCAAGGCCACCAGAUACAGUACUAGUUUUAUCACUUACCAACUGUUGAAACUGAAGCAGCUUCCUUAACCUCUCUGGGUACCUGUUCUUUCACCUGUCAAACAGGAACAAGCACGCCCACCCUCGUUGUCAGGGAAGCUUGUUAUAAGUUCCAGAGAGACGCUUUGUAAAGUAUGAUACAAUCAGAAGAUGCUUUGUGCUAUCCAUCAGAUUUUGUCAAAUCAGGUAUGCACACUAGCUACACUCCCAAAGAGAAUCUCUUCGUUUAACAAUAAAAUGUCUACUGAUAGACAAAAAAAUAGGAACAUCUCUGAUAUUGAAUAUGUGUGUGUGUGUGUGUUUAUAGAUACUAUCAGAAUUCAUCUUCUCCACAUCAGCAAAGUAAUAUGGGCCAAUGCAUUUUGAAGUGUCCUCAUUAUAGAGAACUUAAUGUGAAAACUGUUUUUGUUCAGACAGGAUCUUAACCACGUAAUUGUUUAAGUGUCAUUUCUGUGAAAUAGCAGAGCAGAUCAGAGCUCAAGGCAAAAUAAAGCUUGCUUUUUCAGCUGACUGAUACUCACUGGGAUGAACCUGUGACUCAGAACAAGGUGUUAAUGAAACCAGACACUCCCCCCGGCUCCCAGCCACGGACCAUCCUCCCCUUCGUCUCCAAGUGUGGGCUGGUGGUCUGGAUGGAGCCUGUAUCAAGCCACACAGCCUCUCAUCCCAGAUAAAAAAAAGUGUCUUAAAUGCACUCGACAUCUGGAGAGUAAAUAGGGUCAUUUUCAUAUAGCAAGGAUGUUUUAUUUUUCUAGAAAUUAUAAGCACAUAAUUUUAGCCUAUAUUUUCUCUGUAAUCAAACAAACUGUAACAUAGACAUGAAAUUGUAAAACAAAUGCAAUUCAUCCUAACCCAAAUUUAAAUGGUAUUUGUUUUCAUUUUUUUAUUUAUAAUACUGAAAUUAUUCCACAUAAUUAUCAAGUUAAACACAAUUCGUUUUGAUUAUGAAUCAUUUGACAUUGUU
Lutra lutra (Eurasian river otter) is the source of this 7183-nucleotide messenger RNA. RefSeq names its product NEDD4 E3 ubiquitin protein ligase (gene NEDD4). Gene Ontology annotation, molecular function: ubiquitin protein ligase activity; protein binding; molecular adaptor activity. NCBI's taxonomy places the organism in Eukaryota, Metazoa, Chordata, Mammalia, Carnivora, Mustelidae. Bases 439 to 4410 code for a protein of 1323 amino acids. The transcript is spliced from 25 exons. Gene Ontology annotation, biological process: apoptotic process; ubiquitin-dependent protein catabolic process; hippo signaling. The record is from RefSeq and is a predicted model, not a curated record.